Messenger RNA from Neomonachus schauinslandi (Hawaiian monk seal), 346 nucleotides. It is a transcript of the gene NPFF, whose product is annotated as neuropeptide FF-amide peptide precursor. Gene Ontology annotation, cellular component: axon terminus; perikaryon; dendrite. Gene Ontology annotation, biological process: excitatory postsynaptic potential. The record is from RefSeq and is a predicted model, not a curated record. Gene Ontology annotation, molecular function: neuropeptide hormone activity; G protein-coupled receptor binding. Lineage: Eukaryota; Metazoa; Chordata; Mammalia; Carnivora; Phocidae.
GCGGAGACCAGGUCUUCAUGGAGGAAGAUAGUGGACCCCACCCACUGCAGGAGGCCCAGAUCCCUGGGUCACUCUUGCGCUCCCUGCUCCAGGCCAUGCAGAGACCCAGCCAGAGCCCAGUCUUUCUGUUUCAGCCCCAGAGGUUUGGCAACAACUCCCGGGGCUCCUGGAGCAGCGAACAGCUGAGUCCCCGAGCUGGAGAGGGGCUCAGCUCCCCCUUCUGGAGCCUGCCUGCCCCUCAACGCUUUGGGAAGAAAUGACACGUCAUCCCUUGAUAUGUUUGCAUGCAAGGCUCACAACUAAAAGUGCCAUGCCUCCCCUGGCCACCCCCCGCCCCAAUAAAGUU